AUGUUCUGUGUGACAUGGUUGUUGCAGAGGACGAUCAGGGCAGCAAGCGGACCUCCAAGUUUAACAGAAUGGUGUAUCAGAAGCAUAUCCGAGAACAUGCACUGUUACACCUCAUUGGACGGGAUUCCGAAUGAGAUGGUUCAGGCGCUGUUCGACAGUCUGGCAUACAGCAGGCGACUUGAGAAGUCCCACCUCCCCCUCCUUUCAAGAAUCUGCGACGCUUCCUUGUUCGCGUAUCCGCUAAUUGCUGACGACUGGCUGGAAGUCUUGGGAGAGAGCUUUCAUGCCCUUACAAGGUUGGAUAUGAGCAAUUGUAUACACGUCACCGACGAGGGCAUCUCAAGGUUGAGAUCGCUACAAUCGCUGAGGUCCAUCAAGUUGGAGAAUUGUCUCAGAUUAGGAGAUGCCACGUUGGAGGUGAUAGGAGAGCUUUCGUCUCUCUCGCACUUGUCUGUUUCUGCUUGCACCAGGAUGGCUUCGUCCGGUGUGAGCUGCCUUUCGCAGCUAGUGCGGAUGACGGACUUGAACCUCGAGCGGCUGACCAGGCUGGACUCUGAGGGCAUCGAGAGUUUGGAGAAGCUGACGAACCUUCGCAUCCUCAACCUCGGGUGGACGAACGCCGACGACGACAGCUUCGAGAGCUUGCGAAGCCUUCCCCGGCUCAAGAGGCUGAACGUGUGCGCAUGCCCGUUCACGGAGGAUGGGCUGCAGGCCCUCUGCUCCUUGACUCAGCUCGAGAGUCUUCGCAUGUGUUCCUGCAAAGUUGGCGCAACCUCUGCACUGGUGGAGCUCUCGAGCCUGGGGAAGCUGAAGCUGCUUGAUCUCAGCCAGUGCGAGCACGUCGGAGAUCAGACGUUGGAGGCCUUGCGGGGCCUGUCAGACCUCAAGAUUCUUCUCCUGGCACAUACGAGAGUGACAGACAUAGGGUUGGGCUACCUCAGCUCCCUCUGGGAUCUUAAGACUCUGAACCUCGACUGUUGUCACGUGACCAACGGGGGCCUCCAGACGAUCGCGAACCUGACGAACCUGGAGAACCUCGACCUGUCCGACAACGUCGUGACUUCUUCCGGACUCGCCUUGCUGACAGGCUUGACGACUCUCAAGAGUUUGAACUUGUUCUCGACUGGCGUCAGCGAUGCAGGAGUGAUACACGUGACGGGGUUGACUAACCUCGUGAGGCUAAACCUCGACUCUCGGCUCAUCACCGACAGCGGUCUAGCUUGCAUUUCUGGACUCACAAACCUCCAGGAACUUGAUCUCUUCGGAGCUAAAGUCACGCAUCAUGGCACCAUUUACAUCGGGCUUUUGACAAGCCUGACGUCUUUAGAGCUUUGCGGUGGGGGUUUGACAGAUGAGGCGAUGCGAGAGCUGAAGAGACUGACGAGAAUGAGGAAUCUGAAUGUCAGUCAGAACGAGUCGCUCUCCAACGGAUCAUUCAUUCCAAUGUCAAGAAUGUCGCUCUUGACGUCUCUUAACAUCGCUGGAACAAACUUCAGCAGUGAUGGAGCUCGACACCUCACGAUCUUCACUGAUCUGACGUCCUUGUGCUUGAGGUUUGACUGUCUCUCACGCACCUGUUUGUGA
Molecule: messenger RNA, 1584 nt
Organism: Guillardia theta CCMP2712
Lineage: Eukaryota; Cryptophyceae; Pyrenomonadales; Geminigeraceae
Exons: 8
Coding region: 1-1584 (527 amino acids)
Molecular function (GO): protein binding
Source: RefSeq, a predicted model, not a curated record